GUACAACGGCGAGACAUGCACCGCCGGCUGCGUGGCACCCUUUGAGGGUGGCCCGGUGAACCUGACCUGCAAUCCGCUUUCUGCGCAGUUGGAGGGCCCUUUGCUGGAGUGCAAGGAGAAGAUGUGCGAGGUUGCACAGCUUCCAUCGAACUACAGCACUGCUGGCUGCGCAGAGAGGAAGGUGGGCGAGUACUGUACUGUGGCAUGCCCUGCAGGCUACACGGGUCAGGACGCACUGUUCGAGUGUCAGGCAGAUGGCACGUUCGGCGGCAGUCUCCCAGCCUGCCAGCGAACACCUUGCAUGCCAGGGGGCUUGCCUGUGUUGCCUGGGCUGAACGUCAGCAGCUGCAUGUAUCUCUACGCAGGUGAGGCAUGCACCGUCACCUGUGCCCUGGGCUACGAAGGCACUGCGUCCACUUACCAAUGCGACAUGGCGGGGGACUUUGCCGGGACAGCGCCAACCUGCAGUCCCAAGAGUUGCGAUGUCCCAGCCGAGUUCUUCACGAGCGUGAGGUACAACACCACUUGUGCGGGUGUAACUCAUGGGCAGAGCUGCAUGACCAAAUGCAACCAAGGCUAUUCCGGCCUACCCACGCAGCAGCAGUGCUUCAAUGGGAUCUUCAGCGGCACCACGCCCACUUGCGCAGGGAACCCGUGCUCCUUUGAAGGUUUCGCAUUGGGCAAGGGUGUCAAUGCCUCGACCUGUUUCGGACUUGUGACACAAGAGACGUGCACGCUCAGCUGCUUGCGCGGUCACACGAUUGAAGGUAACAGCUUGACCUUGACGUGCCAAGCCAGCGGUGAGUUCACAGCCACCGAUGCCGUCUGUGUGCCCGCGCAGUGCGGGAACAUCUCCACCGUCUCCCCGUUUGAUAAUGCCUCCGUUGCCGACUCCUGCAAUGAGGGAGGCAGCUUUCUACAGUUUGGCGAGGUGUGCUUCGCCUUCUGCGAGCAGGGGUAUAGUCUCGAUAGCAAUGCCACACUCCUUCAGUGCGAGGAGGCUCCCAUGAGCAGCGCAGGCUUUAUGGUCCUGGAAGGACCGCGACUGCAAGUGUAG
This is a messenger RNA of Symbiodinium natans, 1057 nucleotides long. NCBI's taxonomy places the organism in Eukaryota, Dinophyceae, Suessiales, Symbiodiniaceae. The record is from the annotation of a GenBank genome assembly.